Messenger RNA from Arabidopsis arenosa, 411 nucleotides. The record is from the annotation of a GenBank genome assembly. Lineage: Eukaryota; Viridiplantae; Streptophyta; Magnoliopsida; Brassicales; Brassicaceae.
CAAACCAAACAUUCUCAUCGUUCGUUUUCAGAUCAGCCAUGGAGGACGAGAUUGAACUGAAAACUGCUCCUGCUGAUUUCCGGUUUCCAACAACUAACCAAACGAGGCACUGCUUCACCCGUUACAUUGAGUUCCACAGGUGCACAACUGCAAAAGGUGAGGAUUCAAAUGAAUGCGAGAGGUUCGCCAAGUACUACCGCGCUCUCUGCCCUGGAGAAUGGGUUGACAAGUGGAAUGAGCAGAGGGAGACCGGAACAUUCCCUGGCCCUCUUUGAUUCAGACAAGAAUCUCUCUUUACCAUUUUAAGUUUGAGACCAAAAAGGUCGUGUGGUUGAUGAUGAAAUCUAACUCUUUGUCUUUCAUUAAGCGUUUCUCCUUGGAUGAUCAAUUAAAUAAAUUGGAAUCAGACAU